UCGAAUGAGUAGUUAAGGCCAGUUCCGCGCACAUGCGCAUUGGCGGUUUCUAUGACAACAGCUGUUGGAAGUUUUGGACAGAGUUUUGGACUAGUGUUUUUAACAUUUUUGUUUGGAUUUCUGUACUUCCAAUUUGCCAUGGCAGAUUAUUUUUUCAUAACAUAAUUUGAAUGUUUUCAUAAAAGUUAAAAGUAAUAUUUCAAGUUUAAGGAGUGCAUGUAGCUUGCAGACCAUGAAGUGUUUUAUCACUAGAUGUGACUCAGCGUCCAAUGGUUGGAACAUUAUUACUAAGAAGAAAGAAAAAUGCGAAAAAAUACCAAAAAGCCCCACGACAUGCGAGAAGGCUUUAAAGAGCUUCAAAAGAGACGAAAAAAUUCCGAAAUCUACCGCCCAGCCACUACCAGUAAUGCCCAUGAGAUAUCGGAAAAGAAGUAUGUUUAAGCCUCCUUCGAUGAAGAUGUGGCGAAAAGGGAUUUUUCAAAGUGAAAUAUCAAAAUUAAUAACAUUUUUCCGUAUGAGGUCGUUUUUGGUAGAAAAUGGAUCUUUUCUACUGGAAAACAACUGCCCCGUUACAAAUGAGAAGAUGUUAAAAGUGUGGCAAAGGGUAAUUCCGGACCAGAGUAAAGAACUCAAAAUGAAUCAUGUUUUGUGUGAAUUACAUUUUAAAAAUGAAGACAUUGAAAGGGACCGUGUUGUUUAUAAGAAAGGAGGAAUAGUAGAACGUGAAGUAAGAAAACAUCCGAUAUUAUAUGAAGAAGCUGUUCCAUGCUACUUUUCUAAAAAUUUAAGACCACGAUUACGAUCUCGAGUAGAUGAAGGUUGCGCUGUAUUAUUUGAAAUACCUGCAAAUUUUUCGGAAGAAUUGAUGAAAGAAUGUGAUAAAUUGGCAGCAAAGAAACUUAUAAAAGAAAGGGCGUAAAACCUGUAAAGAGGUUCUCGUAAAAUAAUCUAAUUAUGAUCAUAAUAACUAUGUUUUACUUUUAACUAUAUGCUUUUAAGUAAUUGCCUUGGAACCGCGGCCCAGCCUCAAGUUUGAAUUGUCUCAUUUCAAUCCAAAAGUACUACAAAGGAGGCAAUUCGGUUUUGAGGUUAAGUCCUGGUUCCAAUUCGUAUAAAUUUAUACUUCCAAAAACAAUCGUGUACAUUACUUCUGAUUAGUUGUGCUUCCACGUGAUCUUACAAAAACGUAUACGGGUGAUUGCCAAAUUUCAGGCAAACUUUAGUACAUAAAGUGUUAGUCACAUUAUCAUUAGGAAUAUCAUAUUUAACUACCAAAGUUUAUUAUAUCGCAUUUAAAAUUUUUAAAUCCAAAAGGGGAAUUUCUAAAAAUAAGAAAUAAUAAUUAAAUUCGUACAGCAAAUGUGGAAAGCGGAUUUGAGGUUAGGAGUUUGUUGAAAAAGAGCGCGGGCCUUUAAACAGUUUAAAAACUGUGACCCAUGCAAAUCAGGGUUAUGAACAAUGAAACGUUUCAUUGUAACAUUGAAACUUUCAAA
Messenger RNA from Belonocnema kinseyi, 1493 nucleotides. RefSeq lists its product as uncharacterized. NCBI's taxonomy places the organism in Eukaryota, Metazoa, Arthropoda, Insecta, Hymenoptera, Cynipidae. Bases 233 to 919 code for a protein of 228 amino acids. The transcript is spliced from 4 exons. The record is from RefSeq and is a predicted model, not a curated record.